AUGUCUACGCUCCUUGCAGCUCCGUUUGUUACUCAGCAGUCUACCCCCAAACUCCCGCUAGAUAUCCGUGGACGAACAGCAGCAGAGCAGGACAAGACGAAGACGAAGGGAAAGGAACGAAAGCACGAUGCCGGUGACAUCCUCGCCAGGAAACGUCUGGAGAACAUACGGCGUCACAGCGCUCACACACGGCACCGAAACGGCAUCAUCAACGCUGCCGAGAAGAACCGGUUAAACAACACCGAGAAGCAGAUGGACAAACUCCAGAAGCGGGCAGCGAAUAACAUUUCACGGUAUCAGCAUCAGCUCAGGCAGGAGCUGUAUGAAAUGGAAGCAUCAAGGCGAGCACUACGUCAUCAUUCGGUAACGGAAGUAUCCACGGAAACCCACACAGACAAAAAGGGUCUCUCUAAAUUCGCCGCGAAAGGGAGGUACAUGUACUCGGUUCGCAAUGAGACGAAAACCCAGAAGGAAUGUAUGGAGUCAUUUAACAGCAGGAAAGAACAUGCUUCCACCAUGCUGAAACCGGCAAGGAGGCAGAGUGUAAUCGCUAUGGACAACGGUAAGAACAUGGGCUCGGCCCCGCCAGACAAUUACCACGAAGUUGGCAGACGACUCAGCAUGGCGAGAAUGCCGUCUUUUAUUGAGAGCUCUGACGAUGACGACAGUUGCUUCAUGGAAGAUAUAGCUCUCCCUAGCAACCUAGGAGCUCCGGAUGUAACCCAAGGACUACUAUCACCACCUCCAUUCGAUAUAGUCAAAUUCCGCUCAGAGAUUGGCCCAGAACUCCAAGUAGAACUUGAUAAUCUUGAAAUCGGGAACUCGACUGGUGCGUCUUCAAACCCGAAUUACGAGAUUCCGGAGGAGAGUACGACCGAGGGGAGAAAGGUCGCCCAGCUGCCGUCUGCAACGUUGAAGCUUCCCCCGGUGCAGGUUAGCCGAAGCCUGGUUGGUGGUAGAUCACCCAAACAGCAAGCCAUGUCAUCGUUGGUUAAGCCCGGGCUAAGCACCGUGUCUGAAAACUGA
Molecule: messenger RNA, 1026 nt
Organism: Asterias rubens (European starfish)
Lineage: Eukaryota; Metazoa; Echinodermata; Asteroidea; Forcipulatida; Asteriidae
Exons: 1
Coding region: 1-1026 (341 amino acids)
Source: RefSeq, a predicted model, not a curated record